Camponotus floridanus (Florida carpenter ant) is the source of this 6586-nucleotide messenger RNA. RefSeq lists its product as uncharacterized. NCBI's taxonomy places the organism in Eukaryota, Metazoa, Arthropoda, Insecta, Hymenoptera, Formicidae. Bases 1003 to 5991 code for a protein of 1662 amino acids. The transcript has 10 exons. Gene Ontology annotation, cellular component: nucleus. The record is from RefSeq and is a predicted model, not a curated record.
AGUGCGGGGCGAUAUUGUGCGCGGAGCACGCGAGUGUCGAUGAAUGUCGGUUGCCGUCGGUAUUCCAGGUGAUAUAAAUGAGCCCGUACGUGGACUUUGAGCGACGUCGCGACUUCGCGACGCCGUGCUAAGCGGCGCCCGAAAUGCGCCCCAGUCACCGUCAACGCACACGCUCGGAUCAUGUGAGCCGCGACUCGCCGUCCGGUGGUGCUGCUGGUGCUGCUGGUGCUGCUGCUGGUGCCGCCCGCCUGGUAUCGCCUGUCGCACCGCACGUUCGCCGUGUAGCAGCUUGUGUAGCCAUAUUUCCCGUGUUUUUCGCCGAGACGUCGUCGUGUUUGACGAUCCGGUGUUGAGCGUUGCAUCGUUUCGUUGGCCGAUCGUUGGCUGCCUCACCGUAUGGCUGCGCGCUCUCGAAGAGGAUAGCGUCGCCGUUGUCAUCAUUGUCAUCGUCAUCGUCGUCUCCGUGGUCGUCGUGUCGCGGGGGCCGCCUCCGUGUCGAGUAUGCGACGAUCGUUCCUCGCCGUCCCGUCAUCGUUGGACGCGCAGCAUUCGCAUCGAUUGUCACCGCCACCGAUCGUAGGUGAAGGCUGUGUCACGAGAAACGUCAUCGAGACGAGCAAUUCCGGAUCCUGUCAACAUCGCCGAUCGAUUCGUCGUCAUUCGCGUCCGAGCACGCGAUUUCGCAGUGUUUCCCAGACGCCUAAUCAGCCGGCUACCGAGUGCGCAUUUUUCCAUUGUUGUGUACGUCGUUUUGAAUCCUAUACGAAAUAUGGAGAGCCGCGGCACUGCUAAUCCCGAUUGUUGGGUGAAAUGUUUAUGACUGAAAUUUAUUGGAAAUGUUUUAAAUAUAAUUUCCUAUAUAUAAGAGUGCAAAGAAAUAUAUAAAAGUUGUGAGAUAAAAAGUUAUGUUAUGAAUAUCUUGGAGUGCAUGUUUUACACUGCAAAUUGGAAGAAUCUACUAAACGUGCACCAAGCGAGGCACUAUUGUGCCAAGCUUGGGUAAUGGAUCCCAUUGGUCCAUGGUACACAUCGUAUAAUCGUCUCACUGCAGGCGGCACUACUGGGACGUUUCAAACGGCAACACCAACUACAACUAGUGAUUUUGUACCUCAUCAUUUAGCAACGGCUGUUACGCAGACAGUGCCAUCAACAACGACGUCGCAAUUACUUUUACAAGCGGCACAUACAACAGCAACUCUGGCGGGUCAACCGUCCCCUUUCAACCCUGGGGGGUUUUUAACCCCACCCCCUGUGGGUUACGAAGUCUUUUCGCCACUCUUCCAUCAUUCUAAUAAGCAAGCGCAUUAUGUUACUCAACAUAGACAAGCUCUUGCUCAAGCGCAAGCGGUAUCGGUGACAAAACAAAACACUACGAGCGAAUCUGAUAUCUCUACGUUGAGGGAAAAUUAUAGUUCGGCACAUCAAACUACGUUUUUCGAGCAACAAGGAGCGUCGACAUCGCCUACGACAUCGACUCUAGCUUGGACACCUCAAAACAAUACGCAGCUUCCUAGCCCAUUUGGUAUUUUGCCGCACGAGAGUGUUGUCUCGUCAUCUCCAGGUCCGCCUUCCACAAAAUCUAGCAAUACUAGCGGCUACGAAAACACCUUCAACGCACAUUUUAGUACAAUGCAGACUAUAAACAAUAUCAACGCAUCUCAAUUAACUAGUCCAUCAGCGUGCAGCGCGGACUUUAAAGUCGCCAGUUGCCCGACUGACGCGAAGAAAUCGGUCAAUGUGAGACCUCAAUCGCCUACCUCGGUUAACGUAAAAUCCAUUCCCGUGCAAAUUAGUGGUAGACAGACGUUCUUUCAUCAAGUACCGACAACUUUUAGUUCCGACACUUUAACGAACAAUUAUCCGAAUGCGGGAAAUGGAAGUCAGUCCGCUGCUGGAAAUGGAAAGGUGCAGUCAUCGGGUUUGCAGCAUCAGCAAUCGUGUAUUGUGUCGACGCCAAGUAACGCUUCGGGUAAGGAAUACAGAAUACCACAACCACCCUCGAGAUCGACUGCGCCAACAGUUUUUCUCAGCACCUCCGCGCGUUCGAGUUCUACGCAAGCAGUUCAGCAGGAUAAGCAGGGAACGCGCAAUGGAAAUUUUGCAUCUCCGCCUAACAAAGCUGCGACUGCCACUGCUCAACAGAAUAUCCAAACUAAAGCACAAACUAAGAUUUAUCCAGAAUUGGGAAGCCAUGGAGUCGAACAUCGGAGAAACGAGCAACACGAUAAUAACCAAUCAUCAUCACCGAUCAGCUUCUCCAUUAUGGACAAUCGCGGUUUGAACUACGCUGCGAAUAAUUCCACAAACUGCAACAACUCGAGCGGCAAGCUUACAAACAGUCAGAGGACGCCGUCUAACAGCAAUCUACAGUCGCACCCUCAACAGCAGCAGCAAACAUUUCACGUUUUGAAUCAGCAACAGCAACAAACCACAUCUUACAGACAUUAUUUAACAGGAUCAGGCACGAGUGAUACGGAAUAUCAUCAUCCAGGCAGAUCCAAGUCCGCGACCUCGACCGAUUCUGCUUAUUCCUCCAAUACUUCGACGCAAAACGGACCCGAUUGCAGCGUUGUCGUUCCACGAAGACCGAGUCCUCUACAGGCUCAUUCGCAGGCCAGUCCCCUGGGUCACGUGCCAAGUCCCGCGUAUCCCAUGUACAAUAGUCCGAUGGCGACCAUGUCAUCACCGUCACCGUUGCAACAACAUGGUGAAAACAAUGGUAAUCAAUGCACCAAUGCUGCACAGCCAUACAAAGGUGGAGUACAACAACAAGUCACUCCACCGUCACCUCUGGACGUCACCGUUCCCAGGCCGUCAUCUCAAGGACAAGUCGCGUAUUCCUCAGUGAUUACACGAGCGUUAGGUACCAGUACGGAGAACAAUAAAACCGCUUAUAACGCAGAGAGUAAAACGACAUACGACGGACAACAGCAAGAUUUUUCACAGACGCAGAAGCAACAGGUCUGUUGGGAGAACGACAACCGUCAAACGACAAAUGGCAACAGAAAGUUCUCUAUUGCCGUGUAUACCGGCACGAACACGGGAGAUAUAAACGCGCAGAGUUUGCCAGUUCAACAGCAACAAGUACAAAGGCUGGUGAACAUGUCGGAUAGCAGACAGCAACCAUAUUUCGAGUCCAAUCAGGUGGCGCUGCAGGACUUGAGCAGUUGCAGGGGAGAUCCAAUGAGUAUCGUGAAGAACUUGCAAACAUUGCAACAGGGUCCUUGUCAGGUGCAGCAGCAUACGAUCGUUAUGGCCAGCACGACAGAACAACAAAAGCAAGCUGAGGAAAACAGACGGAAGGCCGACAACGCUAACAAAAAGAGAAAAAGUUUGGAAAAGGCUGUUAGUCACAAUACGGCGUCGAACGAGCUUACGGGAACCACAACGAUGACGGAAUACCUCGGUAGGAUACCUCCACCAGCGCAUCACAACGCGGCGAAUCAACAACAGCAGAAUGGCUAUUUCGAUUUUGAACGAUGGAAUCUACCACCUCCACCCACCAAGAUGUUUCCCGCUGCAUCUGGCGCCUUCGGUUCACAGUCUUCGUUACAUCACUCGAGUAACUUUGCAAACACUCCGGCUCAUCAACAUCAGUCACUGAUGGUAUCUCAUCAUCACGCGCCACCACCUAUUCCAUAUUUCCCAGCUUUUCAUAUUCCCGCGGGUCAUCAUCCGCAUCACCCGCACGAAUUUCAGCCCUCGGUUGAAAUUACGUCGAUAGGAUUCAAUGCUGAGAACGUCGCGAAUCAAAAUGCCAAUUACAAUCAAGAGGUCAGAGACGACCAGCCUAAGGUAGUCGUUCCUAAUAUCGAAGAGGAACUCGGUUUUCUUCAACAAGAUCAGCAAUUGCUGCAGAAUACGAGUCAAAUGAAUAAAGACUUCAAACGGCCCAACAGAGAUCCUAAUACGGGUUUUAUGACAAGUUAUUUAAAGUUUUUACAAGGUGAAAGAGAUCCUUCUCCGCCGCCUGCUAUACGCGGUGGUAGAAAAGCGACAUGGAAUAGGUCAAAGCCGUACAUACCAAUUGAGCCGAGUAAAUCCGCGGAAGCUUCGACCAACGGCGAGACUGUUAAACCUCAAGAGAAACCACUCGUUAAGGAGACACCAGUUAAGGAAACACCAGUGAUAGACUACGCUAAUGAUCCCAGAUAUUUUCCGUUACCGAAGGAAAGGAAAAAAGCAAACUUUGAUUCGAGUGAUGAUGGAUUUACUAGCGACGAUGACUUUCUAUUUCCCCCUAAAAAAACUGAAAAGAAAGUGCAAAAUGCGACUAAUAGUGCUAGUAAUAUUGAAGUUGUUGCUGCAAAACCAGAAGGCAAAGGCAGAAAAGGUCGGCCUAUCAAGCCUGGUGGUCCUACAGAUAGAAAGAGAAAAGCUGCUGCAGCAGCGGCAGCGGCGGCAGCAGCAGCAGAAACGGAAAAAAAAUCUUCGAAGAAAAAUGAAGAAGUGGAUCCUUUAUUACUCCCUCCGAGACGAGAGACGUCGAGAAGAAAGGCAAAGGAAAAGACAUCGGUGAAACAAUUUUUGGAUCGGCAACAGGGUAUAGAUUAUUUUGACAAUGACGAGGAACAGGCUGAUUCCGAUUCUGAUCCAGCGUGGACGCCUGCUGUGAAAUUGGUCGGGGACGAGGAGGAGAAGAGGAAAAAACGGAUGAGACCCGUCAUUACUAAAAAAAUUAGAAAAAUCUUAGAGGAAGAUGGGUAUUCAUCUGGGGAUGCUAUCGUCUCGAAAAAAUCAACGAGAAAGAAACACGAAAUGCCUUCAAAAAAUUCCAAUACUGGAAAACAUUCUUGUAAGAUUGAUGAGAAACUAGUAGCGGCAGCAAGUGACGAAGAUAUUGAUAUUUCACCAUUUAAGCAUUUAGGCAACUCAGAAGAUGCGUCUGGCGAAUUUGUUGUGAUUAAGACAGAUUUGGAUGAAGAAUAUCCUCCUCUUUGGAGGAUAGAUGGUAAAACAUUGCUCCAGAAAUAUGAGCCAUUCAAAUCUAAUGGGAAAACUUUGUACAGAAACAUAUCUACGUAUUCUGCAUGGGUUUCACAAAAUCGUCAUAUAUAUCAACAAGUGCCAGUGAAAUUCUGGCAACAGGGCAAGAUAGAAACAAUUGUGGAAUUUUUGAGAGAUGAAAUGAUUGUUGAUGACAGUGAGAGUAUCGAUAAAUCUAUGAAAGAUACUGAGAGGUAUCAAGAUAAUUUUGAAGUAUACAUACAAACAUUGAUCUCGCAAGCUUUAGAUUCCAAUUUCCUUACUGAAAUAUUUCAGGAACAAGAUGAUUAUUUUCUGUCUAACGUUAAAACUGUCGAUGAAGUAACGGAAGAGAGAAAACGUCGUCUUUUAUCCACGACUAAAUGGAAACCAAAUGUCGUGACAGCAUUAUCGACGUGGCCGUGUGUUAACGUGCUUAAAGACUUACCGCCUUCAGAAAAUAAAGGAAAACAUUGUGCUGGCUGUCAGCAAACUAGAAUCUAUGCAAGAAUUCUGCUUUAUGGACAACCAUACAACGGUACUACUUUGGAAGGUUCGCCGCCAGAUCCAAGAGUACCUCAUGAAAAAGACUUUUUGUUGUGCCGCAUUUGCCAAAAGAAGGUAGCCUUGUAUAAUAAAGUCGCUCAUCAAAAAUACUUAAUGUUUUUGGAAUGUGCGAGAAGAGUGGCGGAUAAAAAAGUGGCUGAUCCCCACAAAGAUACUACAAUAAUAUUAAAUGAAUUAUUAGCAGAUGAAGCAUGGUUGAAUCAACUGUUUAAAGAAGUGAGGAACAUUUGGGCUGAAAUUGAUAGCAUGGAGCAACAAACUAAAGCAAAACCAAAAGCAAUUUUGUCGUCAUCGUUGAAACAAUAUCAUAAAACGGAGACAGCAAUUAUAACUGCUCCUACCGUACUUACGUCUAAUGAGACUGCUAAUACUUCUGAUUCACAGGUGCCUAUACAGAAUAUCGAAAAUAAUCCCCAAUCAGUAUCUAGCGAUGUGCAAAUAAGCAGUGAACCAUCUUAGUGGUAUUAUGAUUGUUUAUGUUUAAUGCAAAAUGCAAGACUGUUACAAGUUCAGUGAUACGUCUCUGAUAACGCAUGAACGUUUAUCGCCAAUAUCGACACCAAUAAAAAGUAUGUUUCGCAUGAUAACAAUAAAAAAUCUUAUUUAUAAAGAUAUAUAUCGUGAGAAAUUAAGAAUAUAAUCGAGAGAUUGUAGUUAUAGCGAUAAGUCGUAGAAUAUAAAUAUAUAUCAGAUAAAAGAAAGAAAAAAUUUCACACAUAUGUAACAUAUUCACGUUUGAUAUAGAAGUCUAGCUUUAGCUCGAAAUUUGCCAUUAUAGCAUAAUGAUAGCAUAAUAAUAGCAAAAACUUUCAUGUGAAUAUAGGCAUCUAGUUUAGUCUUUGUAUCGUGAUCUUAUAUAAGCUUCGAUAUAUGAUGAAAUCCGAAAUAUAUUGAAAUAUUAUAGACAUGACGUGAUAUUAAACAUCGCGGUUCUGAAUCAUAUUUGCAUCAUGUUUUAUCAAAUUAUAAAAUUAUAAUUUUCAUAUAAUAUAUAGAGAGCACUAUAUUAUUUUUUUGAAUAUUUUAUAGAAAGAUCUAAAGCACGUUCUUUUAA